Podarcis lilfordi (Lilford's wall lizard) is the source of this 16664-nucleotide messenger RNA. NCBI's taxonomy places the organism in Eukaryota, Metazoa, Chordata, Lepidosauria, Squamata, Lacertidae. The record is from the annotation of a GenBank genome assembly.
GAGGGGGGGAUUUAAGUGAGGUGACAGUUUAACCAUCAGGUAGGGACUCUCCAUGUGUAUGAGAGAGGGACUAUAUGUGAGGAUAGACAGUGACUGUCAGUGUGGGCAGUUGGGGUUUGAACUAUCUGAGUUCAGUUAACAGGGGAACCCAGUUUUGAUUCCUUCAGGGAAUAUUAAAUCCUAGAAGGGGCUGAGCAGAUGGGAAAAGCCUACCUUGCGCAGUGCUUUUUUUUCUUCUAAAAAAUGUUUAGAGUUACUCUCAUUUUCCUACUCAUAUUGAAAUACUGCCUCUCAAUGAGGCCAAACUUAGAUUCACAAAAUGUUUAAGGGUAUGCGUACCCAUGUCCCCCCAGAAAAAAAGCACUGACCUUGCCACUUGUUCCAAUUCAGCAAUAAACCAUGGAAAGCAUAUGGGGCAAAUAAAGGUGUGGGUGACUUGAUGAACACUGGUGUUUUGUGCCUAACUUGUGAAACCACCAAGCCCGAAAUCUAGAGAGAGUGUAAUUAAAUAAACAUUUCAGUUUUAUUUCAGAAGUGCAUCUUCAUCCUUUGAAGCUCUGAGGAUUGAGUGGACACUGGGCAGAAGUACAAUACCUAGCUGCUGUUUGAUCAUAAACGCUACGACAAAUAGCUAUUCGAGACCUCUUAUGCAUUAAUAACAGGGAGUUUUUAUCUCUUAACUCAGAAAAUUGGAAAUUGGUCAUGUUGCCCUGCUCUUAUCUUUAGUGAGGGUCUCUUUCAACAACCCUUCUGAGUGGAGAUGAUUAUUUCAGCCAGUAUCCAUACUGGAUUUGAAAUUGUUUUUACAUUUGUAAUUCUUUUAAUAUUACUCUUUGAGUUGGUCCAGAGGGUGCAACUGGUGCAGAAUGUGGCGGCUAGGUUGCUUGUAGCGGGGAAACUACCACCAACAUAUAGCAGCACCCUGCUUAUGGGAUUUGCACUUGCUGCCAGUCUGUUACCAAACCAAGUUCAAACUGGGAUACUAACAUUUAAGUCCCCACAUAGCUGAGAACCAGGUUACUUGAGAGGCUGCCUAUUUUGCAUCCAACAGGCCACCAUGGUCUGCAGGAGAGUUUAACCUGCAUGUUCCAAAAAACUCGGAAGCCCCUUCCACAGAAACUCGGAACAGGGCUUUUGUGUGGUUGACUGUUUUGUGGAAGAGCAUACCUGUCCAGUUCUGCCAGGCACCCACUAUCUGCACUUUCCAGAAACAACUGAAGGCAUUUUUGUUCUGAUGGGCUUUCCCUAGCUGGAUAAACGUACUACGAGUCUUGUUUUAAAUGUAUUUGUUGUUCUUGUGCUUUUAAAUAUCUUAUGUGUAAACUCACCUCGAGAUGGCGGUUUAGAAGGCGAUUAAUUUAUUACUCAUUAUAAUGUAAAUGAUUUUAACUAUUUUUGUACAUGCAGUUGUUUUAACUGUUUUACAGAUUUUUUUUUAUGGUAUUGUGAAAUUUCUCCAAGAUGCUUUAAAGGAAGUAAUUCGUGAUAGAAAUAAUAUGAUAGCUGCAUUCGUAUGUAAUGAGAGUGUCUAAUAACGAACUAUAAAGGAAUUUCUUCUGGCUUGCUGGGUAGACUUCCAUCCUCCCUUUGGCCCUAUUAAGAAAAGCUGAGGGGCCUCAGUUGUCCCCAAUCUGAGGCUAUGUGCAUUAUCUUGCUAGCAUCUUAGAGGUGCACUAUUAUGGAGAUAUAAUAACCAGAGCAAGCAAGCAAGCAAGCAAACAAACAAACCUUUAAAGCAAUACACAGAAAUAUUUCCUUCCCAUUGACACUAACCCACCCCGCGCCCGCUUUAUCACAGCGCCUCAAGAUGAGGGAACUACAAUCCCCAUCAGGCCAUAGGCACGGCGCAUUCUCUGUGGGAGGAGAAGGGUAGGGGGCGAUGAAACCGCCGCACAGGCGCAGCUGAACUUGCUGGGCUACCUCCGCCUUCUUUCGCUCGCGGCUGAAGCUGCGAUUGGCGGCUGGCGAUGCUCGGGGAGUUUGGGCGGCUCCUGCGAAGCGUGUGUCUAUGUGUGUGUGUUAGGCUAGGUAGAGCCGUGCAAGGCAAGGGACCGGCUGGAAGGUGAGCAGCACAGGGAGAAUGGAAGCGGCUGCUACUGCGGUUUUUGGUGUCGCUGCUCCGCCUUUGCAUUGAGGGGGAAGAGGAGGAAGCCUUUCCUGGCUAGCCGGGCGUGAGCAUAGGUGGGCGCUGCCAGAAAGGGCCACUGCCCUUCCCCUCCUCCGGAGACUGCUGGACUUGGGUGGUACCCGCCUCUUCUCCCCCUCCCAUUCCCCCCCGUUACAGCCUUAAUGGGGAGGGGGGAAAGCAUUGGCCCAAGAAGCCUAUCCUGAGCUUCUCCUGUACCUGUGAUAUUUCAUCUUCUGUAGAAAUCAGUAGGAGGUGAAGGCUGUAAUAGCAGAGAGAGAAACCUUUUUGUCACCUGUGAGCGUGUGUGUGUCCAGGCAAAGGUGCUGUUUGCUGGGGUAACGGAGCAAAAAAGGGGUGGGGAAAGUUGGCAGCGCUAGAAAGAUGUUGGAGCCAGCUUUGUAUGAGAAUUGCACCUUUCCUCCUUGUCCUUGUAGUUCUGGGAGAGAGGUAGUGGAAGCACCCGGUACCCUGGCUGCUCUUACGUCCUAUGCUCCAAGGCUGAGAUCUUAUAUCGAAAACAGUUGCCAGGGCUGAGUCUUGAAUGACGCUGAAGAGGGUGCUUUCGUGUGUGUCUUUGGGACUUGCUGCUUAAAAGGAGACCUGCUGGGGCUGAGUCUCUGUGGCAAGCAUGGGUGCGGUGACCUGGAAUUUCCCACUGUAGGCAGAUUCUGGGUGCUCAGUAGGGAAGGGCAAUCUGUACGAGCUCAGAGGCACUGUCCCUAUUGCUUAGUGGCACUGGGCCAAUUUGAGACAUUUGAAGUGGGAGCUGGAUGGCACUUAUUUUGCAGGUUGAAAGAUCCAGCUUCAAAGUGCUGGACUUGGUGUCCCUGAGCUUUACAGAGCUGUGAUCUUGUGUUGCCUAUGAAGGGAAUUCUCCAGUGCUAAAUUUCUAGGAACAAAUAUGUGUGGGCAGCUUGGGGGUACCUUGAUGGUAAGGGGAAUGCACUCUGUACAGUGGUACCUCGGGUUAAGUACUUAAUUCGUUCUGGAGGUCCGUUCUUAACCUGAAACUAUUCUUAACCUGAAGCACCACUUUAGUUAAUGGGGCCUCCUGCUGCCGCCGCGCCGCCAGAGCACGAUUUCUGUUCUCAUCCUGAAGCAAAGUUCUUAACCUGAGGUACUAUUUCUGGGUUAGCGGAGUCUGUAACCUGAAGCGUAUGUAACCCGAGGUACCACUGUACAUGCUUUGGGGCUCUUUAUUUUACUUCUCUUAAGUCCUUGCAUUUCCAAAAGUGUGUUCUGUAUUAAUCAUUUUGGUUUGGUCUGUGGCUGUAUUGGCAUUUUUGUAAAAGGGUCCCAUUCCAUCCCCUCACUGUUUGCACACAGUGCGGGUGGGACAGAGGAUAGUGUAGGCAUAGGCAAACUUGGCCCUCCAGAUGUUUUGGGACUACAGCUCCCACCAUCCCUAGCUAACAGGACCAGUGGUCAGGGAUGAUGGGAAUUGUAGGCUCAACACAUCUGGAGGGCCGAGUUAGCCUAUGCCUGGGAUAGUGUGAUAAGUUUGGUCCCCUGGAUUGUCAAGGCUACCUUCUUGCCAACAAAUGUUGCAGUCCCCCCUUAUACUUGCAUGCUCUCAAAUUUAGAAGAAAAUGAGAUCUUAUUCUAUGUACCGACUUUGUUGGCAUCCAUUUGUCUCAGGGGACAAAGGAGUGCUCCAGGAGUGAAGUCAAACCGCUGUGUUAGCAGCACUUAAGUGACCUCCCUGGGGCGCAAGCCUGGGCAAUGUGUAUUGAGGACCUGGGCAGCCCAGACAAGAAUAACCCCUCUACCUCUGAGCCUAACUGAUGUCCAGAGGAAAACAAUUGGCACCAGCUUGGUUGCAGGACUUGCCAGAAGGAGGCAUAUAAGGUGCCAUCCAACUUAGGGACUGAUCUCUGGAUUUGUGUAGGGUUUAGUCCUUCUCCCAAAAAUAUCCUGCAAGGCAGUGGAGGUUUAGGAUCAGAAUUUCCUUCUCCCAUCUGUCCCUGGCUUCACUCUACAGCUUAUUCAGAAACCACCUUCUUGACUGUUGGACCCAGUACUGGACUUGUUCGCUCAAUCCUCCAGAGCCUGUCUUCACAUGCAGGGAAGUCCCUAACUCAGGGAGGGUUUGAGGCCCAUCAGCUACCAUCACCUGGUUUAGCUGGCCAGUGGAAGCUGUUCCCAGGUAGUGGCUGUUGUCACAUGCGGACAGUUUCUAGGAGCCAUAGCUGAGAGCUGAGUUCAGGGUAGGGACUAAAGGUGGACAAACCAGCCUAGAAAAGCAUGAUGUGUCCCCAAGCUGAGGUAUUGCCCCACCCCUAAUAUCCCAUACACCCCUGUACAGUGGUACCUUGGUUGUCAAACUUAAUCCAUUCUGGGAGUCCAUUGGACUCCUGGAACUGUUUGAAAACCAAGGUGCGGCUUCUGAUUGGCUGCAGGAGCUUCCUGCACUCAAUCGGAAGCCGCAUUGGAUGUUUGGCAUCCAAAAAAUGUUUGCAAACCAGAACACUUACUUCCGGGUUUGUGGUGUUUGGGAGCCGAUUUGUUUGGUAGCCAAGCCGUUCGACAACCAAGGUACCACUGUACUGACUGCAGCAACACUAAUGUGGUGGUUUCAGGGAUGAAACUCAUCUAUAAUCUCAAAAGGAAUUUAUAGCAUGCCUUGAUUCUCUUGCCUGCAAAAUGGGUGCCUCAUCCCAACUGUGUUUCACUCAUUUUUAUUCUAGCAAUAGCAAAGAAAGAAGGUUACCAUUGUGUCAGUCACACAAUAAAUGUGAUUUUCCCCCUGCCAUUUAUUCUUAACCUCUGUAGUGAGGACUGUUUUCUUCUGUCUGCAGCCAAUUUGUGAAGGGAAAUAGGUUUGGAAUAGUUAUGGCAAAAAAAGUGUGGAAAGUGAGAUUUCUGGAGAAGAUUAUUAAGGAGAGUUAGACUGGAGAAGCGGAGGCGAGGGGCACUGAAGGAGAUGUGGUAGCUCAGAACUGACAAAAGCAUGCAAGUAUUUCAGGGGCGAAAAGGCUGAGUGAUCUCCCGGAUGCUCCAGUUUUUGGUGUGUGUUUUCCUUGCUGGCUGUGCUGAAAAUUCUUUGUUCCUAGGACUGACUGGCUUCCCCUGGAGGGUUAUGCUACACAAGCCACAUGGUUGAGGAGGAAGAAGAGUCUGCUUGGGUCCUAAUGCCCUCUCUGUAGAAGGGUGACCUUGCAUAGUUUUGGACUCUCGCAAGAGGAAUGUAGCGAGAGAAGCUGCAUUCCUGUUCCCACUUUCUCCGCUUCUUCAGGCACAGUGAUUAGAUAUCCCAUUAAAAAGCACAGGUUUUUCUCUUUGCUUCUCCAUUCCACUUGUGCAUUUUAAGAACCCAUAUAUGGACAAAUAAGUCCUAUAAUCCUGGUACACCAGCUGGCUGCUUAACACCCCUGAUGAAUUUGAUGUUCAGAUUCAGGCCUAUCUGCCUUUUGUGGCAGGCGCUGUGGGUUAAACCACAGAGCCUAGGACUUGCUGAUCAGAAGGUCAGCGGUUCGAAUCCCCAUGACAGGGUGAGCUCUCCUUGCUCGGUCCUUGCUCCUGCCAACCUAGCAGUUCGAAAGCACAUCAAAGUGCAAGUAGAUAAAUAGGUACCGCUCCGGCGGGAAGGUAAACGGCGUUUCUGUGCGCUGCUCUGGUUUGCCAGAAGCAGCUUAGUCAUGCUGGCCACAUGACCCGGAAGCUGUACGCUGGCUCCCUCGGCCAAUAAAGCGAGAUGAGCGCCGCAACCCCAGAGUCGGCCACGACUGGACCUAAUGGUCAGGGGUCCCUUUACCUUUACCUUUUUAAGGGCUCCUAAAAUAUGUUAAAUGGUGAAGGAGUUGAUAGCCAGACUGGGAAAUGCAUUUUUCUGCAUGCAACUGUGGAGAGCGUCUUUUGGACCAGACAGUAGUGAGCUAGAGAUUAACCAGUUGUCCAACUUGUAAUUGGGCAGUUCCAUACAUCAAUAGAUCAUUGAAAGCAACUUUUAGCAUAAUGUGUGAAUUGGUAAUGAAUGCUGACAAACCCCUGAGUGGAUACAAUUCUCCUAAGUCAAGCCAUUUUCAGACAAUCUCAUGCUAAUUUGUCUGUGGGGAGAUUAGAUGAUGUUGCAUCAAGCAAAUGUUGUUUCACACGAUUUCCUCAUCACUUCACACAAAAAGUUCAAAGUGGGUUUGUUGUUCAAGAGCUCCAGAGCAACUUCAAAUGCACUUCCUGAAUUUGCCAAUAUUUGAUUGAAUCUCAUCUGAAAAUAGCAGUAGUCUGAAAGCGUCCUAGUGUGCUCAGCUUCUGGUUGAGGUGAUGUGUUCAAUAUAGGCCAAUGUAGAUGGAGUAUUCAGAUUACUGGGUUUUUAAAGGUUUAUUGCCAGCGUAUGCAUCAGCUGUUCUGGCUGGAAUUUUUCUCUGGUCCUCAAGUUUUCCAGAUUCAGUUCUGUGUGCCUUGGAGGGGUGGGGAGAUACACUACCAUGGGGAGGGACUCGAUCUCUGUGCAUGAAAGGAAAGGCAUUUCUGUGCUGAUGUUCUGUUCCUGCAUUUUCUUUCAGAGUCAAGAGGUAGUUCUUUGCUGUAGGAGCAAUGGAGAUGCAAUCUUACUACACCAAACUCUUGGGAGAGCUCAAUGAGCAGCGGAAGAGGGACUUCUUUUGUGACUGUAGCAUCAUUGUGGAGGGGAGGAUUUUCAAAGCCCACAAAAACAUUCUGUUUGCCAACAGUGGUUACUUCAGAGCUUUGCUGAUCCACUACAUCCAAGACAGUGGCCGACACAGCACUGCUUCCUUGGACAUUGUUACAUCAGAGGCCUUCUCAAUUAUCCUGGACUUCCUUUAUUCAGGGAAGUUGGAUCUUUGUGGGGAAAACGUGAUUGAAGUUAUGUCUGCAGCCAGUUACCUGCAGAUGACUGAUGUUGUCAACUUCUGCAAGACAUACAUCAGGUCGUCACUGGACAUCUGCAGGAAAAUAGAGAGAGAAGCUGCCUUUUAUCAGGCUGACAGUGGGAGCUCUAGUUCUGCCCGAGAGGGCACGUCGUAUGGGGCAAAGAGCCAGUGCUCAGCAUCAGUUUCAUCUCUGCAGGAGAAAGAGAGGGUUCCAGAUUGCCAGCGAGACCCUCCCUGCGGGGAAUGUUGCAGCUGCCACCCCAUUCAGCUUGUAGUGCGGGACCCUGUAAGCAGUGACUCUCCAGAUGAUACAAAUUCUUCACUGCCCAAAGUGGUAGAACCCAAAGUAGAGUUUGAUGCAGACGAAGUGGAAGUAGAAGUUGGCGAGCGACUACAGCAGUAUCCAACACCGCUGACGAUUGAGCAGAUAGAGGAGGGGCUCCAUAGUGGCCAGGCCAUGGACCUGGCAUGCAACAACUAUCACAUGAAGCAGUUUUUAGAAGCUCUGCUGCGCAACAGUGCAGCCCAGAGGAAGGACGAUGUGGUCCAUCAUUUUGUCCGCGGGUUUGAGGGUAGGCCAGAGGAUGCAGGAGUGCCCAUGAGUUCUGUGGUGGACAUUCACAAUGACUGGUAUGGAGAGGAUGCAGGUGAGAUCAGAUCACAUGAGGCUGGAUGAGAUUCCUCUGUUGCAGUGGAUAGCUUUCUGGAUGAAACUGUAGAUACCUGCAAGGGGGAGUAGGGGAGAGACAGCAAAGAAUAAACAUACACCCUGUUUUGAUGACUUGUAACAUUGCCUUGGCAGUGCACAUUACCAAGAGUUCACUUUUAUUAGGGCCAACCAGAAUGUCACAAAAUCACGAGCAAGUUUUUCAGAAAGGGCUGGAUAUUGGGCAAAAAGGGGUGGGGUGGGCAAGGGGCUGCAGGAGAGAAAAGGAGGAGGGUACAAUAUACAAGCCUACAAAUCUACAGCACGUAACAGUCUUAAACUCGAGAGCAGAAGUCUGUUAACCAGACUGAAUUAGCUGAGACUUUGCUUGGUGCAAAACAGAUUUCAGGUGGUACUGAACAGGGCUGUAAAGAAAAAAGAAGCAAUUACUAUUUGUCCCUUUAUAUAUAUUUUAAAAGCCUCAAACAGUUCCCUGGGUCUGUCUCCAGCACCAAAUGGAAUGCAGGGGUCUUUUGUAAGCAGGUUAAGAAUUCCAUUGUGGUCUUUUUGUUAGCAAAGAUGGAGAAUAAUUUUAGAUGGUACACUAAACAGUAAUUCAAAGCCAAAUUAGGUGGCAUCACUUCAUGGUUGGAGGGCAUAUAUAGCCUGCUGCCCCCCUCCCCAAUAUCCUAGUUUCAGGUCGUAAAAUACCUUUUUUCUUUCAGUUUGAAGAUUUCUCUCCUGGAAGGUUAAUAGAGUAAUCCUAUUCGAGUUUACUCCAACGUAAGUCCCAUAGAAUUAAUUGCAGCAGGAAAUUGCUGGACUGCAGACUUUUGGUAGAAAUAAACAGUGUUUAUAACAAGCUUGAAAUAUCAAGCCGUGGGUGAGCAGGCACAAACAUCCUUAUGAAUAAAAAGCAAAUUUUGUAGCAUUUAUUUUCUGCUGUUGAUGUGCAGAAAAAUGGUUUGCAGUAAUAUGUUGAGGCUGGGCAGGCUAGUAAAAAAUCAUGAAAAUGCAUUUUCCCAAGACAAGAGUUGCUAUGUUUCUGUGUGGAAUUUGGAUACAUUUCCCCCAAAGAAAGCAGGGAAAAUCCCUCCUUUUGCAGGGAGAUUCCAUUUCCUUAGUUUCUUCUUGACCCAGUGCCCUCCAGCUGUUUUGGACUACAACUCCCUGGCUGGGGUUGAUGGAAGUUGUAGUCCAAAACAUCUGAAGGCCACCAGGUUGGAGGAAGGCUGCACUAAGGGAAUUCCCACCACACCCUGAUGCUGUGUUAGCUGCAGCAGUAGUGUUGUGUGGCAUGUGUGUGACAUGGCUAAUGAUGCACAGCAAAACAACCUCUUUCUCCUUUAUAUAUUCUAAACCAAAAAAAUGUGUUUUUCUUCAGUUACCAGCAUUUUAAAUUCUGACCCCACUUCAAGAACAGCGAGUUGACACCUCUGAAAUGCUUCUGUUUCCAAAGGUGAUGUGCUGGUUGUGCCGAUCAAGCUGCACAAGUGCCCAUUCUGCCCAUACACGGCCAAACAGAAAGGGAUCCUGAAGCGGCACAUCCGUUCGCACACGGGCGAGAGGCCCUACCCAUGCGAGAUAUGCGGCAAGCGCUUCACACGGCAGGAGCACCUCCGGAGUCAUGCUCUGAGUGUAAGUCAGAGAUGUGCAACAAGAGACGAGUUAAAGAGGAAGCUAAAUUGUGGGGUGGCUGGUGCUGCUGUCACUCCCAGGACUCUGACAGCAGAAUCCUUAACACCUGUUGAUUUUAAAAAGCAGACUUCAACUAGUGCUAAUACGCCCAGGAACCUCACCAAAAUGCUGGAGAGGAUGCACCUCACAGGGACAUACCUCCACAUGUGGUGGGAAUGUUCCAAAAUCCAACUAUUCUGGACAACAACCAUACAAGAAAUAUGCAAAAUAACUAAGCAAGUACAGUGGUGCCCCGCAAGACGAAUGCCUCGCAAGACGGAAAAACCGCUAGACGAAAGGGUUUUCCGUUUUGAAGUUGCUUUGCAGGACGAAUUCCCCUAUGGGCUUGCUUCGCAAGACGAAAAUGUCUUGCGAGUCUUGAGAUUUUUUUUUCCCUUUUCCCCCCCUUUAUCUAAUCUGCUAAGCCUUUAAUAGCCUUUAAUAGCCUUUUAGCAGCUAAUCCCCUAAGCCUUUAAGCCUUUAAUAGCCGCUAAACAGCUGAUAGCGCUAAUAGCGCUAAUCCGUCAAUGGGCUUGCUUCGCAAGACGAAAAAACCGCUAGACGAAGACUCUUGCGGAACGGAUUAAUUUCGUCUUGCGAGGCACCACUGUAUUAGAAGUCACCCCAGAACUCACCCUACUAAACAUCUUCCAAGAUAAUAAUGCCCACUACAUCAUAAAGAGCUCAUAACGCACCUAAUCUGAGCAGCCAGAAACAUCAUAGCCAGACACUGGAGAGACCUGUCAGGAGUAAGCAUGGACCAAUGGUACCAAAUAGUAUGGGAAACAGCCUUAUUAGAAAAACUAACCAAUAAACUGAAACUGACACGGGGACAAAUAGAAAAAGCCUUCUUUAUCACAUACACAGUCCAACAAGACAAUGACAAGAAUCCACCAACAGCAUACGAAUCAAUUUGGCUAACUUGAUUCAAAAACACCCACCCAUCCAACUCACACAUGAAAACAAAGUUCACCACAGCCAAUCACAAACAAACAACCACACCCUAGGCCAACCCCAACCUCUCUCACUACCAAAGGAACACAAGUGAAUAGUAAAGAGAACCCGCACAAGCAACGCUGACACAAAACCUCACACAUCCAUUAAGUAAAAUAGAAACAUCGUCACCCAACUCCACCCCCACUCACCAUGGCCCCCUCCACCUCUUUCCCCCUUUUCAUCCUAACGUAACACUAAUGUCUCAACAAAUGAAACUGAUCUGUAGAAAAUGUAACUUGAAAAUAGAGACAUUGCACAUACUUUUGUAAACCAAGAAAUCUUUAAUAAAAAAUAAAUUAAAAAAAGCAGACUUCAAACCACUUGUAGGAACCUCUGCCCCCACCCCCCAGUAUAAUUGGGCCUGGCAUGGUGCUGACUUUUGUCCAGGAGAUGAUGUUCCCCAAACUGAUAGCCACCUGCUCCACACCUGGCAUUGUAUGUGGCGACCAUUUUGACGUCCACUUUGUCCAUUUUCAGGUGGGGUUUGGAUUCAAACCAGCCCUGGAAAUGGACUUUUGCCAUGAUCAGCAGUUAAAUAGAUCCCUUCUGAACCUUGAUAGGUGGUUGGGGCUGCUGACCUGUCAAAAUUGAUCUGUGGGGAGUGCAGAGCCUGGCCAGAAGGCCAGAUCUAGUUCAACCUGUCAUGCUUGUGCCAGCCACUGACCCUUCCUGCUUUGUGUCACGAUGCUCCAGGUCCAUCGGUCAAACAAGCCAAUCAUCUGCAAGGGCUGCAGGAGAACGUUUACAAGCAGCCUGUCCCAAGGCUUGCGCCGCUUUGGAUUGUGCGACAGCUGCACUUGUGUCACGACUACGCACGAGGAUUCGAUGCCCAUUAACCUCAGUCUGAUGGAACCUUCAUCUGAAGGCCAAGAAAAGAGCGACCCAGACAACGAUUGGCCCAUCUAUGUGGAAUCUGGUGAUGAAAACGACCCCCCUGAAGAUGAUGAUGCUGACCCUGAUCCUGACGACAAGCAGGAUCUCCAUCGAGAAGCACUUAUGUAGCAGCAAAAAGAGGGUGGGGAGAUGUAAAUUCUUUUUCUUAUUUGAUUUGUCAUCUUGACAGCCGGAAAACUGCAUAUUUAUCCCAAGUUGUGAAGUUUGUGGGGUUUUUUUAUAUGAAUAAAUUCCAUUUCCUAGAACAGGUAGGAACAACUGGACUUUUAAAAUUCUGAAAUGUCUUUUUAACUUGUUAGUGCUGUGCGCUACACCUUUGAAAUGAAUUGUGUGUCCAGGCUGAGCAGAGGCUAUGUCCCUUGCAGACCUUCUUCCACCCUUUGGAUAUGAGGCCAGGCUUUGUCCUUUUAUGGCCAGUAAUCUUCCAUGUUCCUGUGAUCUUGCCUCUCCCCCCCCCCCCCCGUUUCUGCCUCUCCCUCUCCUCUCAGGAUCAGGGUUUCAAACUUAAUUCUGAGCUGCUGCUCUCUUUCCUGGACUUUUAAUUCUACCUUAGAAAUGUAGAUGAGGACUUAAUCAAUGCAAACAAGGCUAAAAGUCCACCACCAUUAAAGCAUAUCCAAGAAUGAACAGUUGUGUAUACAUAAAUCUAGAAAUGGCUCUUUUUAUACAGUAUUUUAUUUUUUACUGUAUGUUUAUAAAAACUAAAUACUGACACUUCUGUUCAUCCUCAAGAAACUUGUGAGGAAGGUAUCUAGUCAGGCAGCAGAUAAACAGUAUGCAGAUUUCUGUGGCAACUUACUUGAGGGUCUGAGCCAUUCAACCAGGCACUGACCGUUUUUUGUAGUGCUUGAACCGUAAAAGGCCUUUCAGGGUUAGGCCAUAUAUCUACUACUAGCCCCAUACUUUUGACGAGUUUUGAAGUGGGACCAUAACUCAGUGGUACAGAAAGCCCCAGGUAGGAUCCUGGCAACAUCACCAGCUAGAAGGAUCAGGUAGCAGCAGGCAGUAGGAAAAGAAGUCACUGCCUGAGGCCCCACUGAGAGGAACUGCUGCUGCUGUCACAAAUCAGCAUAGAAAAUAAUGGGCUGGGUGGACAUACCUUCCUAUGAAUUAGAGUAUUUUUGUUUCUGAUCUGUCUGGAGACAGGUCCAGCACACAAUCUGUUAAAUAUUUAUUUAAGUAAUUACUGAAGAUGUUCUUCUCAUUGUGCAGGCCCAUUUUUUUCCUUAAGAAAAAAAACAAAACAAAACCAGCAUGCCUGCGUGCCUUUAAUGGAUUUGCAAAAUCGUACCUGCUUAUAUCUCUUAAGCACCAGGAGAGCAGACAUGGCAGCAGCAGGAAGUCCCUCACAAUGAGGGGAAAUGUGAGAGGGAUAAAUAUAAAAUCCUGAAGAGGAUCUCAUGAAAUGCCUGAGAGCUGGCCAUACAAAUGCUUGUUGGAAUUGCAAGAACCUCAGUUUCCUCCCCCUCAUUUAAGCAACAAACUACUCGAGGCUACAAGAACAUCAGAGUUCUGGUCAUUGUAGAUGGCGUGAAUUGCCCCCUUCUCAAAUAACUAUACUCAUUCAAUUAUUGUAAAAAAUGUGAAUAAGCAAGGUAGCUGGCCGCUCUUCUGCUUAUACGACUUCUCUGACGUAGCCCCUGUGCUCUGGCUGUCCUACAAACCCCCCACCCACCCCCUGUAUAUGUUCCUGCUACUUGUACAGUCAGUUGGUCGUAUUUGUUGAUCAUUGUGGUUUCUACAUUUGUACUGUCUCAUGAAUUGGUCUUGAGUACUAUUCCUUGUUAAAAAUUUCAUCUUGGGCUCCACCCUUUUCCUGUUGAAUGGCAGGAAUUUGGCUUCUUGAAGGAUGUGAGGUUACUUGUUUUACUUUUCUAGUGCUGAAUUUCUCUAGGCUAUUAAACUGGCUGGAAAACUGUGAAAUGUCUGUAGACAUAAGAUAAUGAAGAUACCAAAACAAUUCAGUUAAAAUCAAGGUGCAUAACUGUACAUGGCAGUUCCUAGCCAUCUUGGUCAUUUGAAAGAUUUGGGAUUAUACCUAAACCUGCUUACCUGAAUGACAAUGGCACACUCAGGUUGGCCACCUGUCUUACAGGUCUGCCUUAAUGAGGCUGGUGUUCCUGUUCUAUGUUGGGCAGCUCUGAUAUGGACUGUCUUGCAAACAGAAUUCUGUAUAAUUUGUGAUGCUUGAUGGAUUAUAUUAACUUUUAACAUGCAGGUUUCUUCCACCUGCUUCUUCUUGAAAUGAAGGUGUAAAUUUUCUUGUGCGUUCAUAAAACACUACUGUAGAAGGGGUUAUGAUGUCAUAAAUGUAGCAUUUUUAUAUCAUCAUGAGAUUGUGCAGGAUGAAACAAGGCAAGGAAAGAAGCAAUAAUCUUUCUUUUUUUAAAAAAAAGUUGUAACUGUAUAGCAAAAGAAAAAAGAAAAAAAGAUAUUUACAAUAGGCUCCCAUUUUCCUUAAAAGAACCAAGACUCUGAAGUGCAAAGUCCUGAGACCACUUUUGUAAGGUGUCUUUCUGAAUAGGUGAGACUUGCAUAGUUAUUGGAAAACACAGUGGGGGGGGGGAUGUAAUCUGAUCUUUCAGAAAAUUGGUCUUGAGAAACAUUUUGAAAGGUUCAGCCCUGAAAAUUAGCAAUGGCUUUCCCCAAAGCUGAGCACAAGGGAGCCUGGAGUUUACAAAGCAGUUGAAGGUGCUCUUGAACCUCUAACGAAUGGAGUUUUUCAUUGAAUGCAGGUUAGGGACACAAUUUGUGCUCCUAACUCAGGCUUUGCCAACCUGGUGCCCUCCAGAAGUUGAACUACAACUCAGCACGUACAGCACAGUGUGUUGGCUGAGGCUAGCUGUAUUGCAACACUUGGAGAGCCCCAAGUUGGUGAAGGCUAUUCUUAACCCAUUAGCUCAGAGCAUUUGGGAUACUUGCUCCUUACUGUCCUCAUUCGGACGGCUUAUCACUUUGUUUUGAGUUCUUUAGAAACCACUGAAGACUUGUGAUGCCCAAGAUUUGUAAUGGCUUGUAUGCUAAAACUGAUAUGAUGAGUGGCUUUUCACACAGUGCGUCCUGGAGGUGCAUAAGCAGAACUAGGAGGAAAUGGACCACUCUUCUAGAUUUGAGAGAUGCAGAUUCCUUUUAGGCUGCUUCUUUUGAUCGUUAGAAGUUUUCUUGUGUACCUUGUGAGUAAAGAAUGAAUCUGUUGACAUUUUUGUGUUAUGGGAGUUGGAGUGGAACAGAUUCCAAUCUCAUUCCUGUUAGGAGACUGCCAAAAUAAGAUUUCUAAUUGUUUUCAAGUGGAUCCCGUGUGUCAUCUUGUGUUUAAUUGAAAAUGAUGCACUUGACUUGCUCAUCUGUGGCAGGUGUUUUGUAAGUGUAGUACAUGCUGUGAUUCUAGCUCAGUUCCAUGACGUGUCCUUGGAACCCUCCAUUAAAAGUGUGCAAGCAAAAGAGAUACUGCAGUUCUAAGAGACCAUUUCAUGGUGCUUAAAGAAGAAAUUGAAAGCCACCUGAGCUUGCCAUAACUAAUUUUGCAGAGGGAGUUUCCUCCCCCCCCCAAGUGUAAUUUCCCUAGUUUCCCCCUCCUCCUAAAUAAAUAUGCAGUUGGUAUAUUAAUGGCACAUUGUACUGCUAGGUAAACUUCUUCAUCUUGCAAUCUUACUCCUGUCCUAAAUGUUCAUACUUGGAAUUAAAUCCCAUUGAUUUCAGUGGAAGUUGCUUUUUAAGCAUUUAUGGUGUCUGCCUUUCAGAAAUUCAUAUGCUUGAUUUUGUUAACAGUGAAUGGUAACUUUAUAGCCAUAGCCCUUUUUAAACAGUUGUUUGUUUGUUUUUACAAAUGAAAGUUGUGAUUAGAACCAAUCUAAGAAUAUAAACAUAUAUUAGAAAUUAUGACUCUUUAGGGAAAUCUUCCUUUAAUUUAUGAAGUUUUAAUCAAGGACUGCAAGCUAAAUGGAAGCAAAAAACAAAUUACUGUAAGUAAACAGAAAAGAUAUUGGCUGAAUUUCAAGCAGACAGCUCAAUGUUCUCACAUGCUGCAUAUGAUAUGACUCUUCCUGUCAUCUGUGUUAACUUGAUUCUGUUCUGCAGGCAUCCUAUUGAAAUCAAUUGGACCAAUGCAACAAUGGAUUGUGUGUGAAUUUCUGAAAGUGCAGUCAUAUCAGUUUGGAUUUGUUGUAAGUGGAUGUUCUGACACAGCAACAUAGAAGAGCCCUGCUGGAUCAGGCCAAAAGUCCAUCCAUCAUCCAACAUCCUGUUCUCUCAGCGGUCAACCAGAUGCCUGUGGAAAUCCCACAGAGAGGAGCCAAGUGCAAGAGCAACUCUCCCCACUUGUGCUUUCCAGCAAUUGGUAUUCAGAGGCAAGCUGUCCUGGAAGGUGGUACACAGCCAUUCAUGGCUGCAUGAGUUUGUCUAAUCCUCUUUUAAAACCAUCCAUGCCUGUGGCUAUUACUAUAGUUUUAACUGUGUCCUGUGGGAAGAAGUACACCAUCAGUUUACAGGUUACUUUAUAUAGCUUCGUAAGGAAAAUAUUUGUAAAAGCUGCUCUGUGCUCCCAACAAGCUUUCAAAAUCCUACAUAGAACAGAGCAAGGGUAGGGAGAGAUAAGGGAGUGACUAAUGCCAUGAUUACAGCUCGAGUACAAAGCUCUUUAAAAAAGUUUCCUUGAAUAUCUCAAAGAAAGAUGCCACAUUCUUAGUUGGUCAGGUAAGAGCUUGCACAUAACUUAAGUCAUAUGCUCUUCAUUGGCAGCAGGUGUUUUUUGCACAUGUAGUUCUGAUGUGUGUAUGCACCAAGAGCUGGGGGGGGGGGGUCUUCUGUUUAACGCAGUCAGCACAGCUCUGUGUACACAUUUCCACUGCAUGCACGGAGCUGCAACUGAUAUUACAGGGAAUGGAGUGACUCAUAUUCCCCAAACUUGAGUUCUAUGUGCCUGUGGAGCUUUGGACUGGAAUAUGGCCCAUUUGACCUGUAAAUUAUAAACGACUUGGAAGCCAUUUUGGCAUAUAAGUGGUUAUAUAAAUAAUAAAUAGUAAGGGGGCCAAAGGUGUAAGAAUUAAAGUGGUCUUGGUGGUAUGCAGGGAAACGACCUGAUCUGAUUGCUUUCUUAACAUACCAGGGCUCAAGAGACUAAUCAGAACUGUGUGUUUAUCUGUGGGUCCCUAAAGGGAAAGUAGUACUGAAGUGCCAUCACUGCCUGCCUAAUUUCUGGUGUCUCCUUUCUGAUGUUUGACUUGUGUCAGGGUAGAUCAGAAAUAAACCAAAGUUGAAAAACUGCAGAGACCACCACUAUAGCAGCUAUUUUUAUUUUGUCUUUUUCUUCCCGGGGAGGCGGGAGAAACAAAUAUGAAGUGCUUUUGUAAUUUUGUUUCUGCAGUGGUGCAUUAUCAAGUCUUGUAUGUUUAAACUGUUUAUGUACUAUACAUGUUUAUAUAACUGUAGUCCAGUACUUUUAUAGCUGAAAAUGUGAAAAAAUAAAUAAAUAUCAAAAUAACAUUGAAAUAA